AUGCUCUCUGGAAGGUGCCGUUUUCUGGCAGUCCUGCUUUUCACAGGAUUGCUGUUUAUUCUAAUCCAGCUGCGGGAGCCUGUCUUUGACCCGGAGACAGGGGCAUGGACUGGUGUUUCCAGUGUAUUUCAUCUGCUGGCUCGGAAAAAUGGAGGUCUCAACAACUGCGCCAGUGAAGUAAUCCGAGACAUCGCGCAGUUAUGGGAUUGCAACUCCUUCGCUGACUAUGGGGCCGGUACCGGCGCCUAUGCACUGUAUAUGAGAGACCAUGGCUUUGAAACUGCUUGCGUGGAUGGGAACCCGGCCGUGAAAGUCUUCUCCAGAAAUCUUUGUUCAGUUGCAGACUUGAGCAAGCUUGACCCUACGCUUCCCAAGGCCGAUCUUGUCCUUUCACUGGAAGUGGCGGAGCACAUACCAGAAGCAUUUCAGGAUGCCUACAUGAGAAAUAUUGCAAACGGCGCGCAGAAAGGCGUCAUACUAUCCUGGGCUAUACCUGGGCAACCGGGCGCAG
Messenger RNA from Symbiodinium sp. CCMP2456, 511 nucleotides. The record is from the annotation of a GenBank genome assembly. Lineage: Eukaryota; Dinophyceae; Suessiales; Symbiodiniaceae.